Molecule: messenger RNA, 1721 nt
Organism: Suricata suricatta (meerkat)
Lineage: Eukaryota; Metazoa; Chordata; Mammalia; Carnivora; Herpestidae
Gene: CENPL
Product: centromere protein L
Exons: 5
Coding region: 108-1148 (346 amino acids)
Source: RefSeq, a predicted model, not a curated record
UUAACUUCAGGGAAUUUUAGUCUCGAUCCAAACUUUUAGAACCAGACUUGAAGCAUGAUUCGUGAAGCCGGAAUGGGUGACAGCGUCGUCACAGCCUUUUGUUGACCAUGGAUUCUGAUGACACAGCAGAAUCGACUCUGAGGCACCGUACAUCCUCAAGGCUUCAGGAUUGUUGUAUAGGUGCCACCCCUUUGCAGAAACGAAUAGAAUCAGUCAGGAAGCAGGUUUCGUUUGUCCCGACUCCACCGCGAAGGAAAAUUCCUCAGUGUUCACAAUUACAGGAAGAUAAUGAUCCUCAAAAGGUUGCAUUCAUUCUGCAUAAACAGUGGACUUUAUAUAGUUUAACUCCCCUAUAUAAAUUCUCCUAUACUAAUCUCAAAGAGUAUUCUAGACUUCUGAGUGCAUUUAUUGCAGCUGAAAAGCAAAAAGGACUUGCUGUUGAAGUGGGAGAAGACGUCAGCGUCAAAGUGACUUUCUCCACUCUCCUGGGAAUGAAAGGCACACAAAGGGACUCCGAAGCCUUUCUUGUCCAGAUUCUGUCUAAAUCUCAAUUGCCAUCUGAGAACAGAGAACAAAAAGUGUUGUGGACUGGUUGGUUCUGCUGUGUAUUUGGAGACAGUCUUCUGGAGACUAUUCCAGAAGAUUUUACCUGUGUACCUUUAUUCCUUGCAAACGGAGCAGAGACGAAUACGGCCCUAGUUGGAACCUGGUUUCAGAAAACUUUUGAUUGUCAUUUCAGUCCCCUAGCAAUCAAUGCAUUUAAUCUUUCUUGGAUGGCUGCCAUGUGGACUGCAUGCAAAAUGGACCAGUAUAUGGCUGCUACCGAACUUCUUUGGUCUGUACCCUGCAGCCCUCAGAGUCUGGACAUUUCUUAUGCCAUACAUCCAGAGGAUGCGAAAGCUCUGUGGGACAGUGUCCACAAAACCCCCGGGGAAGUUACUCAGGAGGAAGUUGACUUAUUCAUGGACUGCCUUUAUUCACACUUCCAUAGGCAUUUCAAAAUCCAUUUGUCAGCCACAAGAUUGGUCCGUGUUUCAACAUCCGUAGCUUCAGUGCAUACUGACGGAAAAAUAAAGAUUCUGUGUCAUAAAUACCUCAUUGGAGUCUUGGCAUAUUUGACGGAACUGGCAAUUUUUCAAAUCGAUUGAGGUCUUGGAGGAACUAUAAAUUUUGGAUUAUAUAACUUUUUCUUACAGAUUAUUUGCCUAAUUUCUAUGCUGAGAGAAACUACAAGAGAAAUAUGCAUCUAUAUCCACAUCUGUUUUGUUCUCAGUGCCUUUGGAAUUGCCCAGAUAGAAGUGAAGAAGGAUCUAGAAAAAUAAAGAAGGUGGUACUGAAUGAAUCACAGCCAGGUGUUCAUAUAAGAGUCAUGAUGAUCUGGGAUGCCAGUCUUUAGAAAAUGCUGAGUUAUUUUCUUGGGCGAUCUUAUAUCAAAUUUUUAGGAUUCAAAUGAGAUAUCUCUAAUAUUGAGUAUUUUUGAUUUGGGUCUUUAAAAACCUUUAAUCCCUUUUAAGCAUUUUAGAGUUGGAUUCAGAGAGAAUUUCUGUCUUCUAAAGACAUUUUCCUAGUAUCAUUUCACUGUAGAGAGUUGGCAGUCAAAAUCCUCUCCAAAGGAAACUAAAGAUUAAUAUACAUUUUUUAAAGCCACUAAUGUGUUUCUGUUUUUAAUACUGUUCAAUUCUUAUUGCAAUGUUGAAUUAAAUAUUCACUUUUUAAAUGAA